AUGGGCGGCUGGUGCCAUGCCCUAGCUGUCCCUUCAUUCUGGAGUCUACUGAGUGGACUCCUUGUCUUGUUUUUCAUUUACUAUGUGACCUGGAUCAUCUACACUCUCUGCUUCCACUCCCUGAGUGGCUACCCUGGACCCAAGCUGGCUGCCAUCACUCCUUUGGUUCAUCUCGUCUGGGACAUCCAGGGCAAGCAGCACUCAACCGUGAAGCGUCUCCAUGACAAGUACGGAGACGUGGUCCGCAUUGCCCCGAAUGCCCUCGUUUACCGUGCUGCACCCGCUUGGAAGGACAUCUACGGUCACCGCAAGAAGGGACAUAAGGUCUUCAUCAAGGAUCCCGCCUUGUAUGCACCCACUCCCAACGGUGUCAAUGCAAUCAUCACCGCCAAUGAGGACAACCACUCCCGGAUGCGCCGUUUGCUGACCCAUGCGUUUUCCAACAAAGCCCUGCGCGAGCAGGAAGGGAUCCUCCAGAUGUACGCCAGCAUGUUCAUAGAAAAGCUUAUGGGUCUCAUGGGCAGUGCUGAAUCCCAGGACAUUGACAUCACCUGCUGGUUCAACUUCACCACCUUCGACCUGAUUGGCGACCUCGCAUUUGGAGAACCCUUCGGCUGCUUGUCAACCAGCGAAUACCACUGGUGGGUUCGGAUUAUUCUGGAUGCUGUCAAGGCAAGUGCCUACCUCAAGGUGUUUUGGUUCUACCCUUUCCUCAUUCCCUUGGUCCGCGUCCUGGUUCCCAAGCACCUUCUUGAGAAGCGCCAAGCCAGCUUCGACCUGAGCGUUGAGAAGGUCCGUCGUCGUCUUGCCCUAGGUGCCACUCGCCCCGACUUCACUUCAUACAUCCUCAAGCAUACCAAGGAUGGAAAGGGAAUGUCGCCUGAGGAGAUGGAUGCAAACUCGGCGGUCUUUGUUCUGGCCGGCAGUGAGACUACGGCUGCCCUGCUUUCAGGUGUGACAUACUACCUUCUGCGCUGCCGUGACAAGUACGAGCGUUUGGUCAAGGAAAUUCGUGGUGCUUUUGACAAAGACGGUGACAUCAAGCUAUCUACCCUCGUGGAUCUCCCGUACCUGAACGCUGUCCUGACUGAGGCAAUGCGCAUCUACCCGCCUAUUCCUUCGAUGCUUCCGCGAAUUGUUCCCGAAGGAGGCGCCAUGAUUAACAAGAAAUAUGUCCCUGGAAAUGUCUCCGUCUCUAUGUCGCUUUACUCCGCCUUCCAUGCAGCUGAGCACUUCAAGAAUCCCGAGGCAUUCGUCCCAGAGCGCUGGUUGAACGAGUCUGACGAGUACGCCAACGACAAGAAGGAAGCCUUCCAGCCCUACUCCUACGGUCCACGCAACUGUCUCGGUCAACACCUCGCGAACGCCGAAAUGCGCCUGCUGCUCGCCAAGCUCUUGUGGAACUUCGACCUGGAGCUUCUUUCUAAGUCUCUUGACUGGACUGACCAGAAGACCUUCGCGCUCUGGAGCCGCCCCGAGUUGAUGGUCAAGCUCUUCCGUGCCGGUGCUGGUUCUGCACUCUAA
This is a messenger RNA of Penicillium roqueforti, 1524 nucleotides long. RefSeq names its product cytochrome P450. The transcript is spliced from 4 exons. The coding region runs from base 1 to 1524 and encodes 507 amino acids. NCBI's taxonomy places the organism in Eukaryota, Fungi, Ascomycota, Eurotiomycetes, Eurotiales, Aspergillaceae. The record is from RefSeq and is a predicted model, not a curated record. Gene Ontology annotation, molecular function: heme binding; monooxygenase activity; oxidoreductase activity, acting on paired donors, with incorporation or reduction of molecular oxygen.